Molecule: messenger RNA, 2163 nt
Organism: Clarias gariepinus (North African catfish)
Lineage: Eukaryota; Metazoa; Chordata; Actinopteri; Siluriformes; Clariidae
Gene: mettl25
Product: methyltransferase like 25
Exons: 12
Coding region: 111-1949 (612 amino acids)
Source: RefSeq, a predicted model, not a curated record
UAACGCAACUUUAUGUGCAUGCAACUAGCACUGCCUGUGAGAGUGUAAACGUCAUAUUUGUGCUGCGAGUAUUACAUGCCGGAAACAGCUCCGGCGUAUUUCGGAACAUUAUGGCUUUUUCUAACAUCUCUAUUGACGAGGUAAAGGAAAAGAUAGACGAGGUCCGUCGUUUUCUUUCCGUCUCAUUACGGAUCGCGAACGCGCACACUGUAGAUUUCUACACGUGCGAUGUGUGGCGCGCGUUCAUAGUUCUGGAUCCUGAGGAGGUUUUAACUGUGGUGAAUUCCACUCGGGACCGCACGGGGGCGCCAGAAGUGAACACUACGUAUGGGUUCUGCGACAUCAGUAAGAAGCUAGUGGACGUGUCGGCCUUGCUGACGGCAGCUGAAGCACACUCUCUGCCAGGCCUGGGAGUCUGUGAGCAGCGGCAGACGCUGAUAGACACGCUGAGAGUGAUGGGCGGAGACACCCAAGAUGGGGUCGCAGAUGGACCUCUGCUGCCUGAUGAAUUCAUGAACUCUAAGAAGGCUCAUGAGGUGCCAGCUAUGGCUGAAGUGGUGGCUGCUUUAUCCAGAUGCUGCAAAGUCAAACAGGUUAUAGACGUGGGCUCGGGUAAAGGUUACCUUUGCUCUUUCCUGUCCCUGCAGUACAGCCUGCAAGUGUUUGGCAUUGACUGUUCCAGCACAAACACGCGUGGUGCUAAAGAGAGAAACAGGAAACUGAAGAGGUUUUCCAGAGCCUACCAAAAACACAGCCAAGCCAGCCCUAACCAGGAAGUUCCAAAUAAAGAAACGAGAGACAGGAAAGAAGAUGUCGAUGAACGACAAGAGAGGAUGCAAAGCCAUCAGAUAAUCAGACCUUCUCAAGAGCGGGAAGAAGAGAAUAAUGUGAAUGAAAGUGAAACAAAAAAUCAUGUCACAGUAGGCAGAAGUAAUGACAUAGAUGAAAUGCAGUGCUCUACUUCACCAGAUCUACGCAUGGAUUCUCUCUCGGCUCUGAGCAUCCCUAGAGAAUUAGAAUCAGCCAGUGCUGAUUUAGAGGACCCCUUUUUUACAGUGUUGGCACCUGAUAUCGUGGAGCGAGCCUCCCCUCGGGUUCCCCCUAAUCAGUUAAGCGAAGAGGAGAGAGAGAGGAGGAAGAGAGAGAACCUUGAAAGGAAGGCGCGCGAGGGAAAAGGCAUCAGUGACACCAAAAACCUGUACUCGCCUCUGACGUCUUAUGUUACGGCCGAAACAGAGCUUAGGACACUUAUUACAGAGCUGGAGAAUGCAGUCUUGGUGGGCUUGCAUACCUGUGGAGAUCUGGCUCCCAGCACACUGCGCAUGUUCAGGGCCAAACAGGAGCUUCAGGCCGUGUGCAGUGUGGGCUGUUGCUACCACCUGCUGUCUGAGGAGUUUGAUGAAGAUGCACAGGAGUGCGACAGUGGUGUGUAUGGAUUUCCCAUGAGCCAGUAUCUACGGGAGCAGGCGUGCUUCUGCGGGCGGAACGCCAGGAUGUCUGCAUGUCUUGCUCUCGAGCGGGUAACAGUUGGAGGAGGGCUUCCUAUGGAAUCACUCUUCUAUCGGGCUGUUUUUCACGUUAUUUUACAGGAACACUAUGAUGCCCAUAAGAGUGAGAAGCGAGUGGGGAACCUUUAUUCCAAAACAUCCUCAUUUGUGGACUAUGUGAGGAGAGCUCUCAGGAAACUAGAACUGGAUGAAACAAAGCUCUCAGACAGUGUGAUUCAGAGUUACCAUGACCGGUAUAUCUCUAGGAUGAAUGAGAUGGUGGCAUUCAACAUGUUAAAGGUGACUUUGGCUCCCUGUGUCGAAGGGCUUAUCAUGCUGGACCGUUUGUGCUACUUGAAGGAACAGGAGAAUAUGUCUUCUGCCCUGGUGCAGCUGUUCAACCCACUCCUGUCCCCCAGAUGUUAUGCAGUUGUUGGAAUAAAGGAUCCUGGCAUUCCAUAAAGCCCAAAUAUGCUUUAUCGUAAAAGAAAUAUGUUUUAUUCUAGGACUCUUAUUGUUUUUAUAUUUAAAUUCUACAUUCAUGUGCUAAUAGCUAUUUCCAUUAUAAAAAGAGUGUCAAACUCAUGGAUUUGUAUAUUAUUACAUAAUAACGAUUUAAUCAUAAAUACGUUCUGGUUUCUUCUUGUGUGAUUAAAGUUUAUUUAUUCUAACCUAA